AUGUUUGGUGCAUUGCAAAAUUGGUGGGACAAACGGUGCAAUAGGUGCAACAAAUUCCGAUGGGCCAAUUGCGUGCAGCCGGAGCGAGCAGCUUCAACCGAAUUUGCUUUCACCGACUACACAAACUGGACAAAAGAAACGCCGCCACGCCACGACAGUCUCCCGAGACGUAUAUUUAAUAAUUUCCGAUCGGAAAGGAAUGAAAAAGACUUGCUGGAGGAAAUAGCUUUGAAACGGCUGCUGAAAGAACAUGGCCUGUACAAUAAGCAUCAAACGAUACAGCAACGUCGACGAUUGAAGUAUCUUCUGGCAGUGGAACAACGUGCCAACCUGCUGCUGUGCAGUGAAGGACGUACCCAGGCUUCCAUGGUCCAUUCUCCGACAUGUUCGAUCGAGCUUCAUUCUAUGACAAUCGCUCCAGAUCACCACGUUACGACGACAUCCGAACAGCAAUGUACUUCGGAUGCCAUUCCAGAACUACGGCGAGGAUCUUCACUUUCGGCCCUAGCAACUGCAACGUCUGAAACGAAUACCCGUUCCGAUGAAAUGACCAUUUCGCUUCCGACCAUCGUCCACGAAACCGUAAAGGACAUGGUAAAAGACAGAUGUCUCAAAACGGUAUCCUGGAAAACUUCCGCAUCGAGCGCAGCCUCUACAGUUUUGGAAACUGCAGUGUAG
Molecule: messenger RNA, 678 nt
Organism: Anopheles maculipalpis
Lineage: Eukaryota; Metazoa; Arthropoda; Insecta; Diptera; Culicidae
Exons: 3
Coding region: 1-678 (225 amino acids)
Source: RefSeq, a predicted model, not a curated record